This is a messenger RNA of Miniopterus natalensis, 1045 nucleotides long. The record is from RefSeq and is a predicted model, not a curated record. Lineage: Eukaryota; Metazoa; Chordata; Mammalia; Chiroptera; Miniopteridae.
CUCUUCUGUCCUCGGCUGGCUCCUGCAGCCCUCAAGCUGGAGCUGCAGGAGAAGCUGUUCGGGCAGCACCUGGCCACAGAGGUGAUUCUCAGGGCACUGAGGAGCUUCCAGAGCAACAAAGACCCCAAGAAGCCGCUGACUCUCUCCUUGCACGGCUGGGCCGGCACCGGCAAGAACUUUGUGAGCCAGAUAGUGGCUACAAACUUGCACGAGAGAGGCCUGAAGAGCAAGUUCGUCCACCUGUUUGUGUCGACCCUGCACUUCCCUCAUGAGCAGAAAUCACAACUGUACCAGGACCAGCUGCGGAGUUGGAUCCGGGGUAACGUGAGCGCCUGUGCGAACUCGGUGUUCAUCUUCGACGAGAUGGACAAGCUGCACCCCGGGAUCGUUGACUCCAUCACGCCCUUCCUGGACUACUACGAGCAGGUGGACGGCGUGUCUUACCGCAAGGCCAUCUUCAUCUUCCUCAGCAAUGCCGGCGGGGACCUCAUAACGAAGAAGGCCCUGGAGUUCUGGCGGUCAGGACGGAAGAGAGAGGACAUCCAGCUGAGCGACCUGGAGCCCAUGCUGUCUGUGGGCGUCUUCAACAACAAGCACAGCGGCCUGUGGCACAGCAGACUCAUAGACAGGAACCUCAUCGACUACUUCGUCCCCUUCUUGCCCCUGGAGUACACGCACGUGAAGAUGUGUGUGCGGGCGGAGAUGCGCGCCCGUGGCUCCCCCGUGAACGAAGACAUCGUCACCAGGGUCACGGAGGAAAUCACGUUUUUCCCCAAAGAGGAGAAAAUCUACUCAGACAGGGGCUGCAAGACCGUGCAGUCGCGGCUGGACUUUCACUGACCGCCGUCCGAGCCUGCGGGAGGUGCGCGGGGGCUCAGUGAGCCAGGCCCGCCUCUCGGGAGCACUUUGAAGACCCCCCCUCCUCCGGGGUUUGCACAUUUGCACCUGUGGACCCUCAGGAUCUAGGAGUUUCUAAGAGUUGAUUUUUUGAUGAGCCACUAACCUGCCAAGUGCACUUACCACUUUGCAACAUUGUAGCCAUACA